This is a messenger RNA of Lates calcarifer (barramundi perch), 3179 nucleotides long. It is a transcript of the gene nek7, whose product is annotated as NIMA-related kinase 7. Gene Ontology annotation, biological process: protein phosphorylation. Lineage: Eukaryota; Metazoa; Chordata; Actinopteri; Centropomidae. The record is from RefSeq and is a predicted model, not a curated record. Gene Ontology annotation, molecular function: protein kinase activity; ATP binding.
UUGUUUACAUUACUGGCACACGGGUCAGGAGUGUGGUGAUGAAGGAGGGAGGGGGGGAGGCCUAGUGGAGAGUCUGAAAACACGUACUCAUCCUGACUGGCUCUACAGCACAGGCUCUGUCUCCCGCAACAAAGUUUGCAGCGCUCAGGCUCAGCAGUGCCACGCAGGAAGAGAGGCCCGCAGAGUCGACUUUUUGGAGCGACCUUGGAAAGAAAGAGAAAGUCAAAACAAAGACAACCGCCAUAACCAUCAGGAGAAACUCUCAGCGUGAAGAAGGAACAGCUUAGCAACAGAGUCCCACUUCCUGAGGUGUAAAGGAUCAAGCUCCUAACACCAUGGAUAUGGACACGCAGCCACAAGGACAGCAAGCAGCCGUGCCUGUGUUCCAACCCCAGAAACCACUGCAGCCAGAUAUGGGCCAUAAUUCGCUGGCUAACUUCCAGAUUGAGAAGAAGAUUGGUCGUGGGCAGUUCAGUGAGGUGUACCGGGCGAGGUACCUGCUAGACAACACAUCAGUGGCCCUGAAGAAAGUUCAGAUAUUCGACUUGAUGGAUGCCAAAGCUCGGCAAGAUUGCAUCAAAGAGAUAGAUCUCCUUAAGCAAUUGAACCACCCCAAUGUGAUAAAGUACCAUGCAUCUUUUAUUGAGGACAAUGAGCUAAACAUAGUCCUGGAGUUAGCAGAUGCUGGGGACCUCUCACGUAUGAUCAAGCACUUUAAGAAGCAGAGGAGGCUUAUCCCAGAGAGAACAGUGUGGAAAUACUUUGUCCAACUCUGCAGUGCGCUCGAACAUAUGCACUCCCGCAGAGUCAUGCACAGAGAUAUCAAGCCAGCCAAUGUAUUCAUCACAGCCACAGGAGUAGUGAAACUAGGAGACUUGGGACUGGGACGAUUCUUCAGCUCCAAAACAACCGCCGCUCAUUCGCUAGUGGGUACUCCUUACUACAUGUCACCAGAGAGGAUACAUGAAAACGGAUACAACUUCAAAUCUGACAUCUGGUCGCUAGGAUGCCUGCUCUACGAGAUGGCAGCCCUACAGAGCCCGUUCUACGGGGAUAAGAUGAACCUUUACUCCCUUUGUAAGAAGAUAGAACAGUGUGACUACCCCCCUCUUCCCUCAGAUCACUACUCAGAGGAGCUGAGGAACUUGGUAGAUAUGUGCAUCAACCCCGACCCGGAGAAGAGGCCGGACAUCACCUAUGUGUACGACAUUGCCAAACACAUGCAGAACCUCACACAGGGCAGCUAAGCCCAGAGUUAUACACACUAUAGCUUGCAGAACUCCUUCAACCUCCCCCCUUGCUUUUCAUGCUGGACUUGAACACAUCUAUCAGCUUUUAUACAAUAACUUACUCCAGAGUUUAACUCCUUGUGAUAAGUAGUACGUGUAACAGAUUUUUAUUUCCAAGGCGAUGGUACAGUCUAUAACAUGACUGACACCCAAACCUUUUUGCCCUAGGAUAAAGAUUAUAGAGAUUAUCAUUUCUUGUCAGAUGGACCUCCCAUUCCUUAGACUUGUUACAUGUUACAGCACUGAAAAUCUGUGUGUUGUAACUCACUGAUGUGUUUGUUGCUAUGGCUUUAAAAAGCUUGUCCUCUGUAUUUUCAUGUAGUGAACUAAAGCCAAGCUUCAGCAGUUGCUACUAGCAGACGCUGUUAAAAGCAGAUAUACUGGAAAAUGGUAAAAGUAGCUAAAUUUGUAAUGGAAUGAUUGUAAUGUUUGGUGUUGCCACCUAUAUCUUCAAAACAAUUCAUCAGUGCAAAUAUUAAAAAUGACCUUGUAGGCUUUUGAUGUGUCUCAUGCAACCUAUGGUAAGCAAAUGCAGAAAAAAGACCACAAAACCUUUAGGACAAUGAUAAAAUUGGAGUGAAAUAGUUUUCACUCAAUGGCAGCAAAACUGAGAGACGUACGACGAGUGUUAUUGAUGGUUGAAGUGUUGUUGUGUUGCACUUUUUAUCCUGGUAACGGAAGGCUGGCAGGGUGAUCAUGUCUAAUGAAUGUAUUAAGAAAGGAAGGAUCAUUUAGAGGGUAGACUAGAGACGUGCUGCGGGGAGAACAUGGGCAAAUGUCUCCACAACACUUUGAAUGUAAGUCAUUUUGACACCUAUGUAUUGUCUUUGAAAAAUUCAAAAUGUCUCUUUUUUGACAGCCUAGAGGGAGUGGUAAGAGAGUUUUACAGUUUUACAUCAGCUGUUUACCUUAGUCACUGACACCACUGGAGAAUAUUUCCUCCUUGGUUCAGCUUAAGCAAAAUAUACUGUUAUUACAGUGUGAGGUUUUUAAGGAUGGUAAAAUCACAAUGAAGACAUGAAAAAAUCAAAAUUAAAACACACAGUUCUCCAUCAUGGUCCAGUGGAUCCAUUUGUAGACAUAAUUUUGUGACUGUUAAUGUUGCUGUGUAAGUUUGCAGUGCAUGUGUCCUGUUAAGUAACAAAUAUGGUAAUGAGAUAGCAGAUUCGUGCCUGGUGUAAUGUCAUGAGUAAAUCAGAGCGUGCCUACAUAACUUCUGUGCUAAGCUGAAACCAAAAAGUCACACACGGAGAGAGGGCAGUUUAUAUAUAUAUAUAUAUAUAUAUAUAUAUAUAUAUAUAUGUGUUAAGGUAUCUUUUAUAAAAAAGUAUCUAAUUAGUACUGAAAAAAAAAACUAAACAAAGAAACAAGCACCAAUGGGUCUCAUUUGGUUUUACUGUACAUAGUGAGAAGUUCCUAUAGUUCUAAUACUGUAGGGUUUUAGUGACCCUUUUAAAUUUGGAGGGAGGCAAUGGCGAUAUAAUUUUUUAUUUUCUUUAAAGGUUUACACCAGUGGGUCUCAAAUGACCAGCACUGACCACCACUGGUUUACAAAAUGAUAAUGAUACCACAUGGAAGGGAAAGUACGUAAACAGUAAUUGGUAACGCUUUAUUUCAGUGUCUUAUGAAUUUUCUUUUAACAUCAUCAAAUAGUCUGUUAACUAUUCAGUUGAACUAUGACACAUGUAUGCACAUGUCCUUCAUGUUUUUGUUUUCUUUUUUUAAUUAACAUUCAAUAUCAAUGUGUUAAAUACAAAAUCAAAGCUUUUAGGUGCAAGAAAAUGUAAGUUAUUUUGUUAUGGUUAACAGAAUAUUUUGAUAGUAUGUUGCUACUAGUUAUUUUUCUGAGAUGCGCAAAUACAGUGUUUGCAAUUUUUGUUUGCAAUUAUA